Periconia digitata is the source of this 262-nucleotide messenger RNA. The record is from the annotation of a GenBank genome assembly. NCBI's taxonomy places the organism in Eukaryota, Fungi, Ascomycota, Dothideomycetes, Pleosporales, Periconiaceae.
UUUCUUCGAGUCAAUGGUACAGGGCGUUCUCUGUGUCUUCAUGAUACACGCUAAGUACCAUGGCUGCUCGUGUACUCUCUCGCCUCCGCCCGCUCCAUCCAGCUUACGUUCGAUUUUCAUUAUAUGUGUGCAGCAUGCGAUUGCGACUGACCACGUGUACCUCGCAAUGCUUCCGCGAACACAUCCUGGUUAUAGCGAAAAUGAAUCGAGGUGUUUCAUAGUGUACGGUCCGAUACCGGCAACUUGUCGGCUCCGAGUUUGA